Messenger RNA from Magallana angulata, 11152 nucleotides. RefSeq names its product golgin subfamily B member 1-like. Bases 182 to 9886 code for a protein of 3234 amino acids. Lineage: Eukaryota; Metazoa; Mollusca; Bivalvia; Ostreida; Ostreidae. The transcript has 38 exons. The record is from RefSeq and is a predicted model, not a curated record.
GACGGUUUACGGUCAUUGUUUACAUUCUCGUAGGGAACAUGUCGGUUCCUGAAAAUCGAUGGAAAAUAUAAAUAAGACAACUUAAAGGUGCCCUGUGAAUACUUGGUACACCCCGCAGCAGUUCUAUCUGUACAGCAUUCCAGAGGAAACCAGACAUAGGAAUGAGAUUUACACAGCAAAUAUGAGUGAUCUGAAUCCACCAGAUGAUGAGGACUCUGGUUAUACCAGUAAGAACCAGACAGAGAGUCUGCCCACGACCGGUUCAGUCCCUGACAUAGCGGCUGCAGAGUCAUCCUCUUCUUCAUCAGAAAAUAUCAAAAGCAUCAGUACAGACCAGAAGGAUUCAAAAAGUGUGAAAAUGCAAAAAGAUUCCAGACAAGGAGAUUUGGAUGAGACUGUGGUAGCAGGGAGCUUACCAGCCUCUCCCAGCACACCUCCAUCCUCCAGAGCAGAGUUAUCUCCCCUUGUCACCUCAACCCCAAAACAGUCAAGAGAGUUUUCUAAAGAAAGCAAUACCAGAAGCACAGAAAGAAAGGAUAAUGAACAGGCACAGGGAUUGAUAGGCUCCAGUAUUUCUCAGUCAACAGAAUCUGACAAAAGAGAUGCCACAAAAUUAGAAGGCAGUGCUACAAGCACUGGAGGGUCUGGGAUACAGUCUAUUAAAAAUCUGUUAUCUUUAGGUGCUAGACCUAAGUCGCCUAAAGUUAGUAGAUGGGCAGCAUUGAAAAAGCAGGAAACUUCCCAGAGUAGUAGGUCCUCUCUAUGGCAGCAUGUAGUGAAUUCCUCCAUCAUUAAUAUUCAUGAUAUAGGAUCAGGGGUUGAUGGAGCUCCAGCCCGAAAAGCUGAGCCCAAACCAAAACCUCUCUGGAAAUUUAACAGACCUGCUGAUGUGGGUAGUAGUAAUGAAGUCGAAGCAGCUGAGAAUGAGAGUGAAGCUGCAAAUGCAGAAAGGAAAGGAGAAAGCAGAGAAAGUAUUUCAGAGCCUUCAUCACCUGAAAUUCCACCAGAGAAAGAGCAAGCCAUGGAAAUGUCAGACAUGGAAAAGUUAUCAGAGGUUCUGGCAGAAAAAGGAGAUAUAAAGGAUAUAGUAGGUGAGAGACCAUCGACACAGCUUCCAUCAGAAAAAGAGCUAGUAAGGAAAGCAUCAGAUAAAGAGAAAUCAUUGGAGGAGGUUUCCAAAGAGCCUGAAAUUUUAAAGGAAGAAAUAGAUAGAAUAUCAUCAACAGAAUAUACAACUGAAAAAGAACAAGCCGGGGAAGCAUUGGAUAAAGAAAAUUCAUUAACCGAUGCUCUUAAAAAGAAGGAAAAUGCAAUGGAAAUAUCUGAUGUACAUGUAGAAAGAUCAUUAUCAGAGAUUUCACCAGAAAAAGAUCAUACUGAAAGACAAUUGGAUACAGAAAAGUCAUUAGCUGAGGCUCUUAUAGAAAAAGAUCAGAGUGAAGGAAUACUAGAUGAAGAAUCAAAGAUAGAGGAUACAUCAACACCUUCAAGAUCUAGAUAUGAUGAAGUUUUGUCUUCAACAGUCCCAAACCAAGGAAUGAUAGAAACUCAUACACCAGUCGCAAGGCCUAUUUUAUCAGAAGACACCACCUCUGUUCAAAUGAGCAAUCAAGUUUUUAAAGGUACCUACAGCAAUAAAACAAGUAAAAGAACAGACCCUGUUCCCUAUAAAACAGAUGAUUAUACCUAUAUGAACUUAGGGACACCAUCAUCUUUGGUUGUGAAGGCAUCUCUACCACCUGACACCUCUGAAUUACAUGGAUCUCCAGUUCAAAUAAAGGCAGGUGGUGUAUCAGAUACUAAAUUGAUUGACUCUGAUGAAAGCAAAGUAUUGGAACAGAUAUCCAAAGAAAUUCCUUCAGAUGAAGAAAAUUUUCCCAAAGAGGAAAAGCGUCUUCUAAGGGAGGAUGGAUAUCCUCGAACAGAGGAUGAACGUGAUCAAAGUAUAGAGCAAAAUAUUCAAAGAAGGGAGGAGAAACAGACUGAUGCACUUCAGAAAUAUUCUGAGCUCGAGGGAAAUUAUGUCAUAGAAAAAAAUGAUUAUCUUAAGAACCCAGAGUUUAUUUCCAAUCAAGAAACAGAGCAAAGCAAAGAGGCAAUCUUUGACCUGAAUCAAGAUGAGUCGAAUGAGAUAUCAUUUGAAGUGCCAGUGGCUCUAAAAAAGUAUAUUGACCCUUUGUGCACAGAGUGGCAAGAUCCAAACAACAGAAAAAUGAUUUAUAAAUUGGCAGUUCAGAAAUACUAUAGUGAUACAGGUACUAAGUUUGAGAGUGCCGAUGCUUGCCUCCUGAAACCUACAAAACAACUACUGAAAGCAACUUACUCUCGCAGAAGCAGUUUGAAAGGUGGAGCAAUACCUGGUGAUUUACUGAAAACCAUGCUCAAAGAAAAGGCAGCAGUAGAGCUGGCAGACCGACGCCAUUCUUGUAAUGAGGAAACCUGGAAACAAAACAGACCAGAAACAGGUUAUCUUAUGAGGAAGACAAUGUCAGAAGAUGGUGUUGGCCUGUCAGGCAGUGGGCUUGGCAACAAAGAUGAUUCACUGAAACAAGGUCAUUUGGAAAAAGAAACUGCAGAGUUUAGCCAUAGAACACCAGGCUAUGGAGCCUAUAGUUUUCAUAACCUCUCUAGACUUGUUAUUCCAGAAAUGGAGGAAGAUGAGGCCAACAUUGCUAUGUCUGUAAGAAGAAAGUCAGAUUUAGACAUAAGCUCUCAUCAUAAUUGGAAACCUCCUAAACUUGCCCUUGAAGACUCUUUUAAAAGAUCCCACAAAUCCUUGCCAAGUGUAAUAAAAAAUAAAACAAAGCAUUUUCUCAAAAAAUAUGAUAAUGAACAUGCAGAAAACCAGAAAAUGAUGGGAGAAAAAAAUCCACCUGACAAUUGUGAUCAAGACUUGUCAAAAGAAACAAUAUCAUCCAAAUUACCCGAAGCAUUAGAACAAUGGAAUCACCCUCUAAGAGAAAAGGAAUUCACUGGUAUAGAAAGCAGUUCUAUAGCAUCCUCGAAGGAACCCAUUGUUUCUGAAAAACAUGGAGAGGAUUCCGAUGUCGAUCAACAAGUUCAACUAACAACUGUAGUGAAAGCGGACCUACCAGAGAGGAAAAAGAGGUCAGUGACAGAAAUUCAGAGAGAAGGAUAUGGAGAGGUAGACUUCAACUCUCCAACAUUAGUCCUAGAGAACCUCAAGAUUAACACUAGUACAGAAGGGGAAGACAAUAAGGAAAGUACUGACCACCAGGCACUGGAAACUAAAAAUCCAAACAAUGAAAAGAAUGGACCCUCUGCAUUGUUAAUCAACAGUACAAUGACAGAAGGCAGUAAGAGUUGUGGUAUUUCACCGGCUGCAGAACCAGAAAAUGAGGAAGGAGUUGACACUAGUGAUGCUAUUGACAAUUCCCCAAAACUUGCCACAAAGAAUCCUGAUAUUGAAUCCAUUAAAUUGCUGCUUCAAACAACUCUUGAUCAACAAUCUGCUUUGCUUCAAAAGCAAAGCCUUGUGUCAGCAAUUAUAUUACAGUCUUUACAAAAAGGAAAUCUUAAGGAAGAAGAUCUGAGUACUCUUGUGUCUCUCCAUGAAGCAGGUGAAAUAAACUUAGAAAAGUCAACCCCCAAAAAUAUAAUGAUGAUUCAACCUAAAGAGGGAGAACCAAGCACCAAGAUACAAAGCAGCAAAAAGUCAUUGGAUGGAAAGUCAGUUUAUAGAGCACAAGGCCAUAAACACAAGGACCAUUCAUUACCAUCAGAAGUUUUAAAAAGGAAGCUUGAAAAGGUAAUAAAAGAAAAGGUGCCACUGGACAAGACUGAAAGAACAGAGAGUCCAAAUAGUUCCAUUGAUAAAGGGUAUGAGAGUGGUGUUGAUACCAGUGCUCAUACAGAAAACAACACCUUAGAUCAAGAUCAGUUGGAAGAGAGAGAAUCUAGGCGAUUCUGUUUUGCCAACAGGGAGGAAACAGAGGAAUGCAAUGACACGAGGGAUUUGAUCAAAAGACUCAACCCCAGUUCUGUUUUAGUUGAAUCAAUCAGUGAUGAGGAGUUAGAAGUGCUUAUUCCCUCUAGUUCCUCUUUCAGCAAGUCUUACUCGGACAGAAAACUGCGAGGUUUCUCCGAAAGAUCUAGCAGUCAUCUUGAUGACUAUGAUGAAGAACUCAUAUCUUAUUACAGCCAUGAGGAUUUCGACGUAAAGAAGAAAGUGUCUAGUCAGAGUAAGGAUAUUUAUGAAAUGGGAAGUAACAUGCAGUUGUGCAACUUUCAUGUGCAGCCAUCAAAAAAUUCCCUUAAAGUUCAGGAAACUUCUCCUUUACCAUACAACAAAUAUAAGACAGAAUAUACUGCAAGAGAGAUCAACACAGAACCUGGUGCAAUCAUUUACAAACUGAACAACCCAAAUACAGUUCCAGCCAAAGAUGUGCGGUUCAAGGAGAGUCCGCUUUUCUUGAGGAACAGUGAUAACUACCCAAGUGAGCUGAGUGAUCCUGUGUCCUCUGUCGCUUCCUUCCCUCACAUAAACAGCUUAGAGGUCACAGCCAACCAGAGCUAUCAGGCAAUGUCUGAUGAUGGAUCACAGGAGGAGUCUGAGGAGUUGAUAAACCUCCCACCCAAAAGAGUGACCUCCAUACGGGACUUUCUGAAGUUGCUGUACAGUAGAGAUCCUGAGUUUAUCAGGCAGUCUUUGAGCAGUGCUGACUGCGAGUACACCACCCUUAAACAGCUCCUGCAUGCCUUCUACAGCCUCACCACUGAUGGCUCAGCCAAUGAUGUUGCAGAGUCUCCAAGAAAGAGGAGUUUGCCCUCUGUCAGCCCUAGGAGUAUGACCCCUGAGGCUCGAAGCUGGCUGAUGGAAAAGGAGGUCUUAGAAAACCAAACAAGAAAGUUACAAAUGGAGGUAUCCUCUCUCCACACCGAGAACAAGAUCCUCAAAGAGAGGCUCAACAGAGCACAAGUAACAGUUGAAAAUCUUGAAGAGAAACUUGCCAGCAAUAGAGAUGAGGUGGACAGUGUUUAUCACACACUACAGCAACAACAAAUGGAGGCUGAAAGGAAAGCCUCUGAUGAAAAGUCAGAGGAACACUCUCAUCUGCAGUCCCAGAUAGAGAAACUGUACCAGGAGAACUACCAGCUAAAAUCGGAGGUGUCAAAGUUUGAGAAACAUUUAGAUGCUGCUGAGAAAGCAUCAAGCCAAAUUAAACUGAGUGCAGAAAAAGCAAAAACAUUGGAAGCAUAUAAAAUGGAAGUUUUGACCCUGAGGGAGGAAGUUGGAAAAGUAAAAGCUCUUUUAGAGCAGAGUGAAAAUCACCUCCAUGAGGAGGAAGUCAGGAGUAAGGAACUGAACCAGCAAGUUAUAAAACUGACAGAAAUGAAGAAUCUUCUGCAGCAGCAAUUAGACAAGGGAGGUGUUGGAACAGUGUCUGAAAAACAGAUCAAGUCUCUAGAAAAGCGUCUGAAGAUCACGGAGGAGCGCCUUCACCAGGAGCGGGCGGACCGCGCCAACAACCUGUCAGAGGUGGAGGAUAAGCUGCUGACGGAGAACGCACGCCUACAGGCUGUAGAGAAGGAACUUAACAGGCAGCUACAACGUGAAAAAGACAAAAACCGUAACCUUGACAAUAAGGUCAAGGACACAAGAGAAGAAGUGGAAAGACUGCGAUUAGCUCUUCCGUUUGAUGAAACUACCUUGACCUCAGCUAAGUCUGAGGAGUAUGAUAUUCCGUACAGUAUACACAGCAACCAGAGGCACGAAAACAAAAAGACACCAGAUUAUAAAUAUGUCAUGGGACAAGUAGAACAACAGUCUGGUCUUACCAUUGGUCAAGAGAAAGAGGUUAUAUGUCACCUUUGGAGCUCAAGGGAGACAACUUAUCAGCAAUUACGUCAUUUACAAUACAUUCUCCAGGAUUUAAAUCUCCCAGACAAUGAUUUAUCUGCUGGGCUGAAGCAACUGAGAGACCUGAAAAGUCAGUACGAAACCAAGCUACAGCAGACAGAGGAGAAGCUUCGUGACUCCCAAUCCCAGCUCGCUACAUUUGAAACAACCUACAGAGAACAACUAAACACGCUAGUCAAAGAGAGACAUGAUUCUUUUGCCCGUUUGAAGACAACAGAGGACUUGCUAGAGGCCCUCCGAGGGGAAAAUGAAAUCCUCAAGGCUGGUGUAGGUGGUAGUGUAAGCACCAAAAACUCAAAUGCACAGAACAACAACACAGACGCCCUUCACUUAGAGAUAAAGAACCUAGAGAACCAGCUGCACCGCCUACAGACCAGGAACCAGGUUCUGGAGGGGGAGGUGCACACCCUGAGGGUACAGCUGGAGGGGAGGGAGAAAGCCCUGGAGGAGGCCCAGUCAGAGGCUGACCUUGCCAACCGUCGCCUUGACAACACAGACACUGUCCAACGGAAACAGGACAGGAUUGACCAACUCCUAGCAGAGAACCAAAACCUUCUGACAGAAAUAAGGAUUCUCAGAGAGAAGAAUGGCUAUUUGACCGAUGAGAAGAAGCGAAGUGAUACUAACAUUGCAAACUGUCAUCGGGAGAUAAAUGUGUUAAAAUCGCGUCAGAAAGAGGGUAAAGCUGGAGACCUGGCAGAUAACAAGUAUGUGCAGUCAUUACAAGAGGAACUACAGCAGAAGGAGGUUCAGCUAAGUCGGUCAAAUCGAGAUUUACAGAGCCUGGAGAGUGAGUUACAGCAAACUCGGCAUGCCAUGUACAGUGAGCAGGCUCAGAUCGCAAACCUACAGGCCCAGGUGGAUAGUUUGAGGGAUCAAUUGGAGCAGAAGAACUCCAUUCUGGACACUGUCGGAGGAAGUGAGUCAGACUCACAAUCUCAUUACAACUCGCUGAAGGACACACUGGAAUCUAUGUCUCAAGAACUCACUCUGGUCCAAGCACAGAACAAGACUCUGCAGGCAGAAGUCAACCGCGAGAAAAGUCGAUGUGAGAUUCUUCAGGAGGAGAUGUCUAGAACCAGUGUUCACUCAGAGCCCAGAGAGAGUUCUGACUUGGAGCUCCGGAUCAAACAACUGGAGGAGGAGCAGGACAGGCUACAGGAACAUCUCAUAGAAACUUCCAAGUCAAAUGAGGAGCUGACACAGAAUAUGAUUGACACCCAGUCGGAAUCUCAGAAGCUGCAGCAGGAGAUUAGCUCAGAACAAGCCAAGCUUCUCCACAUGUCAGCACAGAAGGGGGAACUAGAGCAGCACUUGGAGGAAAUAGCAGAGGAGCAUGAUGCUCUGAUUCAGGAGAAGACCCAGAGUGAGGAGGACCUGGUGAAGCUGGAGAACAAGGUACAGGAGAUGGUGAACAAGUUUGAGACGGACAGCCAGCGCCAGCACAACAACUUCCAGACCCACUACGGCGACAUUCCGCCCGAGUUCAGAAAGAUGGCUGCUGAACUAGACUCCUUAAGGACACUUCUAGAUGCCAAGACUGGAGAAAUGGAAAUGUUGCAAGACAAGUUGACUCGGCAAAGCAUGGAGACAGAAUUCCUACAGCGACGUAUAGAGCUACUACACAGUGAGAACCAGUGUAAUCGUGAAGAUAUUGCGCGACUGACUGGUGAACUAGCCCACAAGAUAAUAGAGGCUAGUUCUUUGAAAGAAGUGAACCAGACAUUGUCCAGGGAGCGAGUUAAGAUUCAGCACCAGAGGGAGACAGAUGAGAGGGAGAAGGCACUGGAGAGGUCACACAAUGAGAAGUACAGAAAGGAUGUGUCCGAGGUCAUACACAAGUUAAAAGAGGAAAAGAAAUUUUCCUCCAGAACUGACAAGGAGGAAGUGAGAUUGACCAAUCAGAGGCUCGAUUUAUUAUCGUCAGAACACGAGAAGGUCCUCAAUAGUCUGAACGCGGAGAAGCAGGCCACAGCACAGCUCCAAGCUGAUGUGCAGAAAUACCAGAGGGAGUGUGCAGAACUAAAAGAACAGCUUCAGACCAUCACCAUGGAGUUUGAAACAGCCAAAGCACAACUUUCAGCUCGUGAUGAAACCAUUGAUAGUCUGAAGCAAGACAAGGGAGCAUUCUACCAAGAAUAUGACAGCAUGUGUAGAAGACUUGCUGAAAAAGAUGAGAAAAUUGAGAUGCUCCAGCAAAAGUAUAACAAGUCUUUGGAUACCAUGAAACAGGAGUUUUCUCAGCAAAAGCUGAAUCUCGAACAGGAACGCACUUCUGCAGAGAGUGACCUUGACAAAGCCAAGGAAAAAAUUAAUUUCUUAAAUGAAGAAAUAAAACAGAAGGAUGCUCAGCUGGUUACAUUUGGACGAGCAUUACAGGAAUUGGAGGAAGCCUCAAAGAAGAAACAUGAAUUGGAGAACCAGGUGGAGAUGUUGGAGUUUGACUGUAGCUCUGUCAAACAGCUGCUGCAGAAUCACCAGAGAGAGAUAGAGUCCCACCAAAGCACAAUACACAGAAUGCAGGAAAUCCAGGCUAAACUCCAGGUGGAGAAAACCAGGCUGACAGACCAACUCAAGGAGGAGAAAGAGUCCUCCUCACGGGAAAUACAGCACUUGAAGAAAACUUUAUCAGACACCGAGUCGCACCAUGAAGGCGAGAAAGCCUACCUCAAAGAAAAUCUGUCUCAGACUCAGGCCAGGCUAAAGGCCGUGGAGACCAGUUUGGCAUCAGCUGUGGAGGCCCGCGACAAAUUCCAGAUGACCAAUCGGAUGCUGGAGCACUCCCUGGAGGAGAAGAAGUCCAAGCUCGAGGAGGAGAGCACCUGCUUCCGAGUCGCUGAGAAGAAAUCGGAGACCCUGCAGAGUCAGCUGAAUGACAGCCGCAGGGAGAGGUUUCUUACGGAGGACAAACUGAACCAGUGUCAGACUAACCUAGUGAAGGUAGAGAAGGAGCUGAGGGCGGAGAGGGACCGCUGUCUGGAACUGGAGGAGAGGAUUCAGGAACUAGAGGCAGUGUCAGCCACCCAGCAGUCCGCAGUGAGGGCCAAGCAGGAACAGGUGGACGUUCUACAGAGUGAGAUUGGAAAGUUAAGGCAGAUCAUUGAUGGCCAAAAGCAACAACUUGGUGGGAAACUUAAGAAGUCCGCCCAGGAGUUCAAACAACAGCUAGACUUGGUAGAGAUGGAAAAAGAGCAGCUAUUAAAACAGAAUCAGCAGUUAACAUUUGAUCUUGAGAAGGCAAGGGAAACAAUCCAGUCUAAAAACAAGGAAAUUCUUAAGAUUCAGGAAAAUAUUCUGAAUUUAGAGGAGCAGAUAAGAGAGAGGUCAUCAAAGCUAAAGAAAAUGGAGGAUAACUUGAAAGUUGAGGAAGAGAUCCAGUCUAAACUGGCUUCCAGAUACCAGGAGCAGGAGGAUGAGGUUAACAGAAUGAAGAAUUUCCUGAGCAAGAAAGCUGAGGAGGCGACCGACGCCGACAAGUCAAUGUGGCAGGACAUGUCAAAGGUCAUUCAGGACAUGAGCCUCAAGAUCCAGCAGCACUUUGAGGGAUCCAAGGAGCGGGAAAACCAGCGAGAACAGGACCUCAAGCUGAUCAAGAAAUACAAGAAGCAGGUGCGUGACCUGGAGGGGGACCUCAAUACAGAGAGGGCAGUCCACUCCAUCACCAAGUCCUCACUGCAGGCCCUCGAGGAGGACUGCCAGAGGUUGAAGAAACAGUUCAUGGCCUCCAAGAGAAGGGACAAGUCCUCAGCCGACAAAUCAUCUAAGUCUCGUAUGGAGGCCAUCAAUGAGAUCAUAGCUCGCUCACAGACACAGGCCCAGAACAUGCUGGCCGCUGGUGGUUAUUUUGAGGAGACUCUACGCAGCAUCACCACUCCUCGGAAUGCAAACUACAACUACCAUGAUGGUUCCCCGGACACGUCCAUUGCCAGUGACUUCUCCUUCAACAGCAUUUCUCCAGCUGUAAUGGCAACUUAUCCGUCACAAGCCAAAUCCCCCCGCAAAUAGUACACAGAUUAUAAAGUGUACAUUUUUAAUAUCAAGGCAUUAUUUAUCUAUAAACUUUUGUCAAAUCAUGGAUUUUAAACAGAAAAAACAUGAUCAGGCCUUAAUAUUUCCUUUAAUACAUCAAGUUUGAUUUGAUCACUGGAGUAAGUGUCUAUGCUAGCACAAUUUUAAGAAAUGAUAUUUUUACUACAGAAAAUUUAAUAAUGAACAAUUUUUAUAGAUUGGAGGCUUAUUUUUUUAAGUUGAUCGUGCAAUACUUUUCCUAGCAUUCCUUUGUUGCAACUUCAUAUAGUGAUAUAUGGGUAUCGGUUUACAUGUAGUGUCAGUGGUUUUUUAUGAUUGUGGAGAAUGACUGCCGUCCUUUUUUUUCUGUGAUAGUCAGAUUUUUUAAUGAGAGAAAAAGUUUUAAUUUAUUUACUGUUUAUCAAAAUAUAUACGGUAUAUAUUUUAUCAUGUAAGGUACGUGUAGAUAUUCAUUUUAACACAGUACAGUAUAAUAUCACAUUCCUAAUUAUGAUAUAUCUUUUAAAAGAAGUUAAUAUUAGUAUUAUUAUUAUAGACAGUAUUUCCUAAAUAUAUCAUAGAACAUGGUGAUUUUUCAUCCGUCCUGAAAAUUUAUAUUAGAAGUGCUGGAUUCCAAAAAAUGGGUUGAUCUGCUUAUUAGUUGUAAAAACUUUCUUUCUUGUUAAUUAAAGUUAAUGUUAGAUACAUCCUCUGUGCAACACAACUUGAUAAAAUAUGUAUGUACCAAACAAAGGAUCUUUACUCGAAAAAAUGUGUUCCUCUUUUUCUCUGUACGUGUUCAGACUGCAAUAUACAUAUUUUCUUAGCUACUUCUGUGGCUUACUGCGUUAUCAGGCAAGUCUUAUUGAUAUUUAAUUAGUUUAAGCAAGUGUUCUUUUGUUGUUUAUUAGAAAAUCAAAAUUGUUCCACUUGCUUGCCAUUGCCCAUUAAAUCCAUCACAGUAUUUAAAAUUAAAUUAAUGGAGAUUUCUUUAGUAUUUCAGUCUUCCAGCCAAUAGAUUCAGUGUAAUCUUUCAGUCACAUAAUUUUCCAUUUGCAAUUAUAUAUUGGUUAACUGUCAAGUGUCUUAAGUCCUAUUUUUGAGGCAGAUCAGGUAUAUAUAGGCUGUUCAAUUUAUAUCUUCAACAUCUUUUUUCAAUUUAAUCCUCACAAUAAUUUUGCCUUAGUUGUCAAGAUUUCAUUUUAUACAUAUAUAUUUACACUGUUAAUCUGUAUUUACACAAUAAAUGUUAAUUGCAAUAUC